AUUCUGCAUAUUCCUUGGAAAGUGUGCCCGUUUAUACAUCAUCGUUCAUUGUUUUGGAAACGAUCGACAGAAAAUAAAACAUCAAAAAACUACAUCUUACUAACAAAAACUGUACAUGAAUCAAUGAAGCAUAGUUGAAUAAAUAAAUGUUUUAUUUAUUUGCCUGUGGCUGAUGAAUGCACAGACACAACACUGCCCCCUGUUGUCCGCAGCAGGUACACAAACCCUUCGUUUCUUAAAAUGAACACGAUGCGUUUAUGAACACUGACCAGCAGAUGGAGGAAGAUGGAGGAAGACCGGGUGAGGUACACGAAUGGAGAAGAGACAACAAGAGGAAGAAAAACAGACCAGAUGGUCACAGGCUUCUUCACACUCGACUCAGGCUGGGCUCUGUUUGCUGGUGUCGGUUCGUCCUCAUGGCCUGGCUGAUCUACACCUCUCUGGAGCUGGUCAUCUCCGCGGCCUGCUGCCUGGGGAACGUGCUGGUGGUUUGGGCCGUGUGUUUGAGGCGCACCUUGCGUCAGCCCACCUUCUGCUUCGUGGCGUCUCUGGCCGUGGCUGAUUUCCUGGUGGGGGCGGUGGCAGUGCCCCUGGCUGUGCUGGUGGACGGCUGGCUGGAGAUCCCGUUCCAGGCCUGUCUGGCGGUCAGCUGUGUGCUGCUGGUGCUGACCCAAGCGUCUGUGCUGUCCCUCCUGGCGAUCGCUGUGGACCGAUACCUGCGCGUCUCAAUACCUCUCAGGUAUAAAGAGAUCGCCACUGAGCGGCGUUCCUGGAUUGCAGUGGUCCUGUGUUGGUUGAUAUCUUGUCUGCUGGGUUUCACCCCUCUCUUCGGUUGGCAUAACGGCCAUUCCCAGUCCACCUCGCUCCUUAACUCUUCCCAAAUCAACUGCACCUUCUUAGCUGUCAUCUCCCUGCCCUAUAUGGUCUACUUCAACUACCUGGGCUGCAUCCUGCUCCCAUUAGCAGCCAUGACCCUUCUUUACGCUCUGGUCUUCUACAGCCUGCGCAAACGCCUCCGGCGGGAAGACCAGACUUCAACACCUGCUGAAUCUAAACUAAGGGCCUUUCUGAUCAAGGAGAAGAGGCUGGCGUGUUCUCUGGCACUGGUUCUCCUGCUGUUCGCAGCGUGCUGGAUGCCUCUGCACGUCAUGAAUUGCGUCUCGCUUUCGACGGGUCCUCGAGGCGUCCCCCAGAUCGCUUUUUAUGCAGGAAUACUCCUCUCUCACGCCAACUCAGCGGUGAACCCUGUGGUCUACGCCUUCCGUAUCGCGAAAAUCAGGGAGGCUUACCUGGAGAUCUGGAGACGCUACGUACUGUGCUGGAGAGGACGAGGCGACUUCUCAAGUUCUUCAUUGAGAUCCCAGCCUGGAGAACCGAACACUGGCCAUCAUUUCCCUCCAACACUGGCAGAUGACUCAGGCAGAUCCAUAAUCUCUUCAUAAUUUCACUCUAUGAUACAAUUCUGAGUAGUGACAAUAUAUUGGAGAUAUAGGCAUCUCAUGAAAGUGCAUUUAAAUAGAAUCCCAAAUAAAAAUAAGAGGUAAAUGUCUACUUUGGCGUAUAUAUGCUACUCAGUGGGU
This is a messenger RNA of Puntigrus tetrazona (Sumatra barb), 1580 nucleotides long. Its product is annotated as adenosine receptor A1-like. Gene Ontology annotation, cellular component: dendrite; membrane; synapse. Bases 258 to 1442 code for a protein of 394 amino acids. The record is from RefSeq and is a predicted model, not a curated record. Gene Ontology annotation, biological process: G protein-coupled adenosine receptor signaling pathway. NCBI's taxonomy places the organism in Eukaryota, Metazoa, Chordata, Actinopteri, Cypriniformes, Cyprinidae. The transcript is spliced from 3 exons. Gene Ontology annotation, molecular function: G protein-coupled adenosine receptor activity.